Messenger RNA from Symbiodinium natans, 321 nucleotides. The record is from the annotation of a GenBank genome assembly. NCBI's taxonomy places the organism in Eukaryota, Dinophyceae, Suessiales, Symbiodiniaceae.
AUGGUGCGACGUUGCAAGGCAUGCGCCUUCUUGCUUCUGGCUGCUGCGCUUUCCGCCUCCACCUGGCCAAGUUUCACGGGAGGACAGCCGAGGAUGCGAAGGCCUCGGCUCGCGCGGCCUGCCAGUCCUGAGCGGCCUGAGCUGGAUGAUCCAAGGCAAGCGCAGGCUGCAGGCGAGCUGCCCGAUUGGCUGAUGGAGGCCACCGGAGGAGUGCCCAAGGAGGAGGAGCCCCGCGGGGGCGUGGACUUCAGUUGGGACUACCGCGUUGUGUCCGCGGUGAUUUUCGCACUUGGCCUGCUCUACGUGGGUAUCCAGGGAUGA